AUGGCGAUACUGGUGUGGGCAAGCAAUAUUCGUACCUGGUGGUCCCUGUUGAAACGCCGCGAUUCAUACUCCAGCUUAUCUUGUCUCCUUGUGUCGACGGUGCCCGUUAUUUCGGAUGUGGAACAGGAGUCCUUAGUCAAGGCUUUGGCGUCUUUCAACUUGUUCUGGAACAUUGCUGCCACCAACAGAUGGUGGGCGACUCCAAAACUUGACCGGUUCGAGGACGUUCCCCGAAACGCCGGCUGUGAUCCUGACGGGAGCGAUAGAGUAGUAGCAGGAAGCAGACCAUGA
Messenger RNA from Trichoderma virens Gv29-8, 291 nucleotides. RefSeq lists its product as uncharacterized. The coding region runs from base 1 to 291 and encodes 96 amino acids. The record is from RefSeq and is a predicted model, not a curated record. Lineage: Eukaryota; Fungi; Ascomycota; Sordariomycetes; Hypocreales; Hypocreaceae. The transcript has 2 exons.